Funneliformis geosporum is the source of this 390-nucleotide messenger RNA. The record is from the annotation of a GenBank genome assembly. Lineage: Eukaryota; Fungi; Glomeromycota; Glomeromycetes; Glomerales; Glomeraceae.
AUGAGUAAUUCAACGGAUAAUAUUAAAAAUUUAAUUGAUAAAUUAUUUACAUUAUUGACUAAAAUACGAGACAAAAGUUUUAGUUUUGAUGAAACAAAAGAUAUUCUUAAUAAAUGCAUUACAUUUUCUACUCGAUCAAAUGGGCUUGCUUUUAUUCAUAAACAAAAUAUUAUUCAUCAAGAUUUUCAUAGUGGAAAUAUUUUUUGUAAAAAUGAAUAUGAUAUUAUAAUUAGUGAUUUAAAAAUUAGUAAAAUAUCAACCGAAUCAUCAGUUGAUGAAAAUGAGUGUUAUGGAAUUAUUCCUUAUAUGGCUCCAGAAAUAUUUCAAGAACAAAAAUAUAAAAAAUAUACCAAAGCUUCAGAUUUAUAUAGUUUUGGUAUGAUAAUGUGA